This is a messenger RNA of Closterium sp. NIES-67, 1976 nucleotides long. The record is from the annotation of a GenBank genome assembly. Lineage: Eukaryota; Viridiplantae; Streptophyta; Zygnematophyceae; Desmidiales; Closteriaceae.
GCUUGCCUCAACGAUCUCGACGAUUCGCCAUCUGGUGCAGCUGUCGCUUCCAACACGCUCCUCCGCGCUUCCCUCCAACACGCCUCACCACUCUCCAUCAGGCACGCCGUUAUUAUUUUGGCAGCCACCGCUGAUCAGCCUUAGCUUUCGUCUAACCGGCUCAUAGGAAGGUAUUUCAACCCCCCGUCGGCUCGCUCAGUCCAAGCGACCAUCGAUUAAUAAGCCACAUCGGGACGACACCACUGUGGAAAGAACGGCUGAGAGACAUUCCGAAACGUGUUAGGUCGUGCUAGCGUUGGGCCAUCGACUAUUCAGGCGUCUCAAAAACGCCGACGCCAUCUUUUCUUCCUCUUGGCGAGGAGCCUCCUUCCCCGCAGCGGUUCGGAUGGCGGUCGUUCACUCAAUUAGCUUCGCUGACUCCGUCGCUCCUCGUUGCAUCGACCCCGCCCGUCGUCGCUGCAUUCCCUCCGUCAAUCGCCCCCUCCGCCGCCAUGCAUCGGCCACGUCAGCAACCAGUAGACCUUUCACGACAUCCGCAAUCUUGCACCUUCAGACCACGAUAAUCAUCGCUGCCUCCGUAGCCAUACGAUCGGCCGCGUCAGGCCCAGACACGCCGAUCGCUGCAGUCCAUCCGCCGUGGGAUGCUCUGUUCAACUGCAGCCAAUUCUCGUUCCAAAAAUAUUUUAAGGGGAUUGAGAGUGCUAGAGGUAGUGGCUUUUGGGAAGCGGAGGAUCGCGCCGCGGUGAUGGCGAGAAAGUCUGUUGACUGGCGUCUCCCGCGGGCUGAGGGCGCCGGAUCGGAGAUCGAGUGGGAGUCUCGACGGGUGUUGCGGCGAACGCCGACGUGCGAGACGUCGACGAUGUCGGGUUACUCCAACAUGGUCGACCUGUCGGGUAACGGCUACAUGCUGCAUUGGACCACCACAUCAAGGGACACUCUCAAGCUGGCGGUGGAGGAGACGUCCACCACGGGGGCCGGCGGGGGCGGGUGGCUCAUGGUGGCGUGGGCGCGCAAGGGCUUCCUCUUCCCCAGCGACGCCGUCUUUGGCAACCUGUUUGGGCGGCGCACCGUGGCAGCAUUCACGAUCAGCGGGCCCGGGGCGGAGGGGGCAAGCCCGGCUGCUUUCACGCUGGGGCGAACGGCGUUCUCCGUGUCGUUCAAUAAGGCGGUCAUGAAGUUUUCACGCAAGAGGGCGGACGGGUCGGUACCAGUGGACUACUACGGCAAGAACAAGCUCCUGUGGGCGUUCACCACGGACACCAGAGCCAAUCCCACGCUGCCGCCUUUCUACAGGGGCAUCUCAGUCGUCGAUUUCUCCUGCGCUGCCGAUGGCGAUGGCACCCCUGCUCCCUCCGACGACUAUAUCUCCCCCCCUCCUCCCACCCGCACCCCCUCGCCUCCUCCCUCCUCCUCCUGCCUCGGCUCCCGCAAGCCCUCCUGCUCCGCCUCGAGCCUCCCGGGCUUCACGUCAGUGGUUGACCUGGGGAAGGGUCUCACACUCCACUGGAAGCUCCUCAGCACCACAAGCGCCUCCUUCGCCCUGCAAGCCAAGUCGGGCACGGCAGCAGCAGCAGCAGGAGGCUGGAUUUCAGUGGGGUGGUCCAAGGGGGGCUCCAUGUACCCUGCUGAUGCUGUCGUGGGGGCAGCUGGGGGCGACGCCAGGACUUACGCCAUUUCAAGCUACAGCUCGGUUGUGCUGACCACCCGGUUUGGGAUCUCUGGAGGGUCGGUGGGCUCUGGCUUCAAUGGCGUGUUGCUUAAGUUCACUCGCAGCGGGGUGGCAGGAGUGGCCCCUGUGGCGUAUCUCAGCUCUAACCGCAUCGUCUGGGCGUUCUCUGCCUCGGGGUCCUCCACUGUUGGCUCACAUGGCUCAAAUAGAGGUUCCAAGACUAUUGACCUAUCUUGCAACGCAAUGUGUGCAUAAAGAACCCCCCAUAUAAGCAAUAGCUUCUCUAUAUGACUAAUCUUCUAUGCAU